GCAGUCAUCUCGUCUUUGCAGGUAACAAAUAUAUAUAUGUCUGUGAACUUCAAUAAAACUCUUUUACUAAAAAGGCUAAAAGGUUACUCAAGGGGACGUUACUGCAACAUUCUGUGUACAAACAAUGGCUGAACAUGAUAGUGAUUUGCCAGAGUUGGAGUCAGAUGACCAGCCUGAUUGUGAUGAAGAAGACGAUGAUGACGGAUGGGGUGAUGUGGCUGAUGAAGAAAGUGAAGAACAAAUGAAUAUGCUGAUUGGUGAUGUGAAAUGUUUGUUUUGUCAGUGUGUUGAGCCUUCAGUGGACAGGAUACUGACCCACUUUAUAAACAUUCAUGACUUCAACUUGUUAAACCAUUGUAGAAGUUCACAUUUGGAUUGUAUAGGAUUUAUACAAAUGAUCAACUUUAUUAGAAAACAGAAUUCUACACCAGACGAUGUUUUGAAAAAUUUAUCUUGUUUGAAACCAGACUGGUCAAGCGAUGAGUUCAUGGCUCCUGUUGAUCCUAAUGAUCUAUUACUUCAGCUUGAUAUAGAAUGGGCCCAGUUACAUCACCCGUCUGUGUCACUCAUGUCACAGAAAUCUGAAGAACAGAAUGAAACAAAUUUAAGGGACACAUUUUCUCAAUCCGAAGCCAUACAAGCUUUAAUUGACAGAGUCCAGACAGCAGAAAGAGAUAGGGACUUUUUGAAGGAUGAAUUGGAUAGGGCUCUGAUUGAUAUGGAGAAACUAAGGUUGACUGGUCAGAGCUUAGUUAGUGGAUCAGGUGACAGUAAAGAGGACAAAUCUCAUAUCUGUAACAACUCAAGUCUGGCGGAGGAAGACGGCUAUUUCGCAUCAUAUGGCCACCAUGAUAUACACAUGACCAUGUUAAAGGACAGGGUGAGAACUGAGAGCUACAGAGACUUUAUGCUCAACAACUCUCAUUUGUUUGAAGGGAAGACUGUUUUGGAUGUUGGCUGUGGUACAGGAAUUCUGUCCAUGUUUGCUGUCAAGGCUGGGGCAAGUCAUGUUGUGGCGGUUGACCAAUCAAACAUCAUCUACCAAGCAAUGGAUAUAGCCAGAGAAAACAAUGUCCACGAGAAGAUAACUUUUGUGAAAGGUCGUUUGGAAGAUGUAGUGUUACCCAUUCUAAAGUUUGAUGUAAUCAUUUCUGAGUGGAUGGGUUACUUUCUCUUGUUUGAAGCCAUGUUAGACUCUGUGCUGUGGGCCAGGGAUAGGUUCUUGACUGUAGAUGGAUGUGUUUAUCCUGACAAUUUCUCUAUGCUGGUGGCUGGGGUCAGCGACUCAGAGUUGAGGAGAUCCAAAGUGGACUUCUGGGACGAUGUGUAUGGCUUCAAGAUGUCCUGCAUGAAGCCUGAAGUAGUAGAUGAAGUCCAUGUCAGACUGGUCAAGCCAGACACUCUGAUCACCCAACCUGCUGUUAUAAAGACCAUUGAUGUGAUGAGAUGUCAAGUAGAAGACUUGGACUUCUGUAGUCAGUUUGCUCUCACUUGUACAGCAGACGCUGACAUGACAGCACUUGUAGGUUACUUCACCACAACCUUUGACACAGGAUGUACUACCAAGGUUCAUUUCAGUACAGGACCAGAAGCUCCACCCACACACUGGGAGCAGUCUGUUAUGAUGUUUGCUAAGCCAAUAGCCGUUAAGAAAGAUUCCCAGCUGACAUGUCACAUGACCUACAGAAAACAUCCGCAGGACUCAAGAGGAAUCAUUAUAAACCUGAGUAUUCAGGGUCAGAAAAUGAAAUUUAAUUUGUCCUGAUAAUAAAUCUUUUUUCUUUAAAGAGAA
Biomphalaria glabrata is the source of this 1792-nucleotide messenger RNA. RefSeq names its product protein arginine N-methyltransferase 1-like. The record is from RefSeq and is a predicted model, not a curated record. Gene Ontology annotation, cellular component: nucleus. Gene Ontology annotation, molecular function: protein-arginine N-methyltransferase activity. Gene Ontology annotation, biological process: peptidyl-arginine methylation. NCBI's taxonomy places the organism in Eukaryota, Metazoa, Mollusca, Gastropoda, Planorbidae. The coding region runs from base 125 to 1765 and encodes 546 amino acids. The transcript has 12 exons.